Molecule: messenger RNA, 264 nt
Organism: Desarmillaria tabescens
Lineage: Eukaryota; Fungi; Basidiomycota; Agaricomycetes; Agaricales; Physalacriaceae
Exons: 1
Source: RefSeq, a predicted model, not a curated record
GCGAACGUGAUCCUUAUAUCCAAGUUCCUUCCAUGGCGGAUUCACGUCUCGACGCGUUCAGUUAGGGACAUGCUUGUUGCGUUGUAUACGGCAUUGCGCACGAAGGUCACUAAGGCGGAGAUGGAGGCAGUGGGAGAUAGAAACGUGAUGAAUGCCUUUGCAAAAUGGGCACAAGGAACGGAAGAAGAGGGAAGGAGGAAGGGAAUAAGGAGAGUUGACUUCUUGCUCGAGAAUACGAGAUUCAUUGAGAUAGAGCCUACGGAU